Messenger RNA from Abrus precatorius (Indian licorice), 1257 nucleotides. Its product is annotated as presenilin-like protein At2g29900. The transcript is spliced from 2 exons. Gene Ontology annotation, cellular component: membrane; nucleus. The coding region runs from base 1 to 1257 and encodes 418 amino acids. The record is from RefSeq and is a predicted model, not a curated record. Gene Ontology annotation, biological process: protein processing. NCBI's taxonomy places the organism in Eukaryota, Viridiplantae, Streptophyta, Magnoliopsida, Fabales, Fabaceae. Gene Ontology annotation, molecular function: aspartic endopeptidase activity, intramembrane cleaving.
AUGGCAGAAUCACGAACUCGAAGACCCCGUUCAAGCAUUCUCGAUUCUUUGGGGGAAGAAAUCGUCAGAAUCAUCGCACCCGUUUCGAUAUGCAUGUUCUUGGUGGUAAUCUUGGUAACAAUCCUAAACAACAACUCUUCCUUCGAAGCAACAGUGAGCAGCAUAGCCACCAUAGCAUACACCGAGACAACCUCGGACUCAACCUGGGACAAAUUCGUAGGUUCCCUUUUGAACUCCUUGGCCUUCGUAGUGUUUGUCACCUUCGCAACCUUCAUCUUGGUCGUCUUCUUCUACUUCGGAUGCACCAGGUUUUUGAGAUUCUACAUGGGUUUAUCUGCUUUCGUUGUGUUGGGAUUCCUCGGCGGUGAAGUAUCCUUGUCCUUGAUAGAACAUUAUAGUACUCCCGUUGAUUGCAUAACGUUUUCCCUUGUGUUGUUUAAUUUUGCUGUUGUGGGAAUUUUGGCCGUGUUUAUGUCAAAAAUGGCGAUUUUUGUUACGCAAGGGUAUUUGGUUAUUAUUGGAAUGUUGGUUGCGUAUUGUUUUACUAUGUUACCUGAGUGGACCACGUGGGCCAUGCUUAUUUCUAUGGCAUUGUAUGACCUUGCUGCUGUUUUGUUGCCUGUUGGGCCUCUAAGGCUUUUGGUAGAGCUUGCAAUUUCAAGGGAUGAAGAAAUUCCUGCUUUGGUUUAUGAGGCUAGGCCGGUGAAUCAUGACAAUUUGGAACCAAGGGAUAGGGAUACUGCGGCUCAGAGGAGGGUGUGGAGAGACCCAGCAGAAAGGAGGGUUCAGCCUACAGUUAUCCAACCUGAUCCCCGUUUGUUGAGAAACUUGGUAAUGGCAGAAGACGUACUGCUACGGGUUCCAGAAGAACCUUAUUCGGAGCUUUAUAGACCCUUGAUUGAUCAUGGAAUGAAUGUCCAGCUGGGAAGGGCAGAGGAUAGUACGUCAAAUGAAAGUUUGAUGCUUGAAGGAAUUGGAUUGGGUUCAACUGGUGCAAUCAAGUUAGGGCUGGGAGAUUUUAUCUUCUAUAGUGUUUUGGUUGGCAGGGCAGCGAUGUAUGAUUUUAUGACGGUGUAUGCAUGUUAUCUGGCUAUCAUUGCCGGUCUGGGCGUAACUUUGAUGCUUUUGGCUUUUUAUCAGAAAGCUUUGCCUGCUCUUCCUGUGUCAAUAGCACUGGGUGUAUUGUUUUAUUUCUUGACCAGGCUCUUACUUGAAGUAUUUGUUGUACAAUGUUCCUUGAAUCUCCUGAUGUUCUAG